Nanorana parkeri is the source of this 1094-nucleotide messenger RNA. RefSeq names its product cannabinoid receptor 2 (gene CNR2). NCBI's taxonomy places the organism in Eukaryota, Metazoa, Chordata, Amphibia, Anura, Dicroglossidae. Bases 9 to 1088 code for a protein of 359 amino acids. Gene Ontology annotation, cellular component: membrane. The record is from RefSeq and is a predicted model, not a curated record. Gene Ontology annotation, biological process: cannabinoid signaling pathway. The transcript has a single exon. Gene Ontology annotation, molecular function: cannabinoid receptor activity.
CAAUAAACAUGGAUAGCUGUAACACUAAUGCCAGUGUGAACUCUGGAAAAUGUGCCACAGAAGGCAUAGACAUCCAGUGCUAUCUGAUCCUGAACAGCAGCGCACAGAAAAUCUUUAUAGCAGUGCUUUGUAUUAUAACAGGAACUGUGUGUAUCUUUGAGAAUUGUUUGGUCCUUUCCAUGAUCUUCAGUUCUGCUCAUCUCAGAAGAAAACCCUCCUUCCUCUUCAUUGGCAGUCUGGCCACAGCAGACUUACUGGCCAGUCUUAUUUUUUCUUAUAGUUUUAUUGACUUUCAUGUCUUCCAUGGAGCAGGUACCCCUUCUGUUUUCCUAUUCAAACUUGGUGGUGUCACCUUAUCCUUCACUGCAUCCCUUGGAAGUUUACUUCUGACAGCAUUUGACAGGUACAUUUGUAUUUACAUGCCAUCUAAGUAUAAAUCAAUAGUCACCCAAAAAAGAGCACUCCAGGCAUUGACUGUAAUGUGGAUUGGGACCACAAUUAUCUCAUUUCUACCACUUAUGGGUGUAAAUUGCUGUUAUACUGAUUCAUUGUGCUCAGAACUUUUUCCCUUGAUUGACAAUAAAUACCUAGCAAGUUGGAUUCUCCUUAUAAUGAUUCUUCUCUGUUGCAUAAUUUUUUCCUAUACUCAUAUCUUAUGGAAGGCGCAUAAGCAUACAAUUUAUAUGGAGCAACACAAUUUACAAGCAGAGCGUGGACAACAUCGUAUGAGAAUGGACGUCAUGCUGGCCAAAACCUUAGCCAUAGUUUUAACUGUACUUGUGGUGUGCUGGACUCCAGCUCUUAUUAUUAUGAUACAUAGUUUGCUAUUUCCACUGGACAAUAAAAUAAAAACUAUUUUUGCUUUCUGCAGUACUCUUUGCUUGGUCAACUCCAUGGUCAACCCUAUAAUCUAUGCUCUAAAAAGUAGAGAACUCCGUCGCAGACUGAUCAGAUAUCUAAAGAAAGUUAAAUGCUUAAAGAAGUAUUUUAGGAGUCCACAGGAGGUCGAAGGGACUCAGAAAAACAUGGAUUUGGAAAACACUUGUGAUGACACAGUUUUGGAAACUGAGUUCAGUAUGCAAGGAUAAUUAAAU